UGAACGCAUGUAUGUUAUAUUAUUGGCAACAAUACAGGUUACCAUUGCUUCAUCCUUAAUUCGAUUCAGAGAAUGAGCCAUUUUUUUUAUUUUCCAAGGAAAGAAAUUUGAAAUAAUAUUCACAAAAGAGAGUCAACUUCAUAAUCUCCUACGGAUCAUACUCUUACACUUGGAGGUUUUAUAUUCUUUUAAAGUUCCCAUUCAUUGCUUUCCCCUUCUAUUUUCCCAUUUUUACCUAGUCUAAAGCCUCUCAUAACCCGCUACUUAAUUUCAGCAAGUUAGCCCUGGAAGAGAACGGAAAACAUCUGUGUUUAGCUUGAAAACUACAAAAGCCAUGAUACAGUUCGGGAAAAGCGCCUGUUUUCAGAGGCCUCUUAUAAAGAAAGGAACUCCUAUAAUAAGGAAGUUCUCCCAAAUACGACUACAUCCCCCAUAGUUCAAGGCGACCAAAAUAUCCGUAUGGAGUCCGCCCCUGGCCACCUCCCUCUCCCCGGCAGAGCGCCCGGAUAAAGGUUCCGUUCCUUGCGCAGUGCGACUUGAUGCAUCGCUGCUGACAGGGGAGCUGGAGGUUAAGGCUGGGGGAAAGGCGGCAGCGACAGCCUGGCAUCGUACGACUCCCCAUUCCCCUGGUGGGAAGAGGACUCUGGAGUUGAAGCCCCGGCGGAAGAAAUGUCGGAGGGAUGCGGAGGCCCCACCGUCCGCGGCUCCGGCGGAGGAUUAAACCGCGAGCUAUGCCGCACGUUCGGCCACUACAACCGGCACCUAACGCGAUUGCAGCACAACUUGCGCGAAACGAAGAAGUUCUUCCGCGACAUCAAAUACUUCCAAGGCCCCACUGUUUUCCCCGUUGCUAAUGCUGGGCCUCCCGGGGAGGAGCCGCCUGAACAACACCCCGCCCCUUCGGCCGUUGAUAGCGCCCCUGCUGGUGGGGGUGCCUCCCUGCAGACUGGACAGCUAAGUUCAAUUGCCUUUCCUCGACAUGAGGAGGAAUACCUCCAGCUGACAGUAAGAUGUCACCCAUGCUUAUUAAUCUUCGGACAAAACUGUAAUGCCAAAUGCCAAUUACUCAACAUGCUCUUGGGAAAGAGACUGCUACCUACCACCAAAAUUAGCAGUGAGGAUCAUUGUAAGAGGCGUCGGAUUCGUUUCACACAUGGAAGACAGACACGGAUCAGUUUAGCUCUACCAGGACAGUAUGAAUUGGUGCAUAAUUUGGCAGCUCAUCAAAGUAGUUGGGAAACAAUACCUGAGGAGGACUUAGAAAUCCAUGAUGACGAUGAGGAUCUGGCACAUCAGAUUGCAGAGUUGGAGGUUACACUGAAUCAUACUUUAUUACAGGAAAUGGAUAUUGUGAUAGCUCCAUGUCGGGGAUUCCAGUCAGCUGAAGACACUUUGGGAGAAUACAUCAACAGCGUUCUUCCAGUCAUCACUUUUGCCAUCAGUGAGGCUGAACUUUCAACACUGGACAUGAACGAGUUGCAAGAAAUUAAAGAAAAGUUUGCUUUACCCAUCUUCUUUUUCAAAGUAUUAAAUUUGGGAUCUGAACUAAUAUCUCCUCAAAAUGUGGAAACUGAAAAGUCAUCCCUUUUUCGGCAACUGCUAGAUUUAGAUUAUCUUAGUAGCAACCAUUGCAGUUGUGGAGCUCCUAGCACUGAUGCCAAAGCCCAAAGCAUGUUGGUAGAACAAUCUGAUAAGAUUCGUCUGCUUAGCACUUUCUCCAAACAAGUACUACAACAGCGCUUGGUAGAUGCUGCUACCAUUUUGAACAUUGUACACUACCGUUGCUUAGACAUUUUCAUCAACCAAGCCUUUGAUAUGCAACGAGACCUGCAAAUCACUCCAAAGCGUUUAGAGUAUACGCGGAAGAAAGAGAAUGAGCUGUAUGAAUCUCUGAUGGGUAUAGCCAACCGCAAACAAGAAGAAAUGAAAGAAAUGAUAAUUGAAACCCUCAAUAACAUGAAAGAAGAGCUGCUGGAAGAUGCUGCUAAUAUGGAAUUCAAAGAUAUAAUUAUUCCUGAGAAUGGGGAGCCUAUAAGUUCUAAAGACAUUAAGUGCUGUAUUAAGCAAAUCCAGGAAUUGAUAAUUUCAAGGUUAAACCAAGCAGUAGCUAAUAAACUGAUAAGUUCUGUGGACUACUUGCGAGAGAGUUUUGUAGGCACUCUGGAAAGAUGCCUGAAGAGUCUGGAAAAAUCUCAGCAGGAUGUUUCAGUACAUAUUACAAGCAAUUAUUUAAAACAGAUAUUGAAUGCAGCCUACCACGUAGAAGUUACUUUUCACUCUGGUUCAACAGUAUCACGGAUGCUGUGGGAACAGAUCAAGCAGAUAAUACAACGGAUCUCUUGGGUGAGCCCACCUGCUAUCACCAGGGAGUGGAAAAGGGAGAUAGCUCAGGAUGCCAUUGAGAGUCUUAGUGCAUCCAGAUUGGCAAAGAGCAUCUGCAGCCAGUUCCGAACAAGGCUAAAUAGCUCUCAUGAAGCUUUUGCUGCUUCUUUGCGACAGAGGCUGGCCAUUCAGGUAGGCUUGAAAAAACAGAAGAUCUUUGGUUGAAGGUGCG
Messenger RNA from Thamnophis sirtalis, 2554 nucleotides. NCBI's taxonomy places the organism in Eukaryota, Metazoa, Chordata, Lepidosauria, Squamata, Natricidae. The record is from RefSeq and is a predicted model, not a curated record.